Messenger RNA from Dicentrarchus labrax (European seabass), 1642 nucleotides. RefSeq names its product 3-mercaptopyruvate sulfurtransferase. The coding region runs from base 131 to 1009 and encodes 292 amino acids. Gene Ontology annotation, molecular function: thiosulfate-cyanide sulfurtransferase activity. Gene Ontology annotation, biological process: transsulfuration. The record is from RefSeq and is a predicted model, not a curated record. The transcript has 2 exons. Gene Ontology annotation, cellular component: mitochondrion. NCBI's taxonomy places the organism in Eukaryota, Metazoa, Chordata, Actinopteri, Moronidae.
UGAUUAUUGCGCUCUCUCUCCACCAUCAAUGCCCUUGCUAUCUCCACACUCCCAACCUUUGGCACAGCAUUAGUUAGAUCUAUUGCAGUAAACUUUGAAGCCUGCUGUCUACCUCUCCAAAAAAGUAACCAUGGCGCUCCAAGCGAGAGCCCUGCUCACCUCCAAGUGGCUUGCGGAGGCUUUGAAGGUCCAGGGGAAAAUGCGCAUCUUGGACACUUCUUGGUAUUUGCCUAAACUGCGGCGCAACGCCAAGAGCGAGUUCAAGAAGAGGCACGUCCCGGGUGCAGCUUUCUUUGACAUAGACCAAUGUUGUGAUAAAACCUCUCCUCUGGACCACAUGCUGCCGUCAGAGAAGAUUUUUGCAGAUUAUGUCGGAAAUUUGGGAAUAGAGAGCGAUACGCACGUCGUGGUGUACGACGCCAGCGAGUUCGGCGCCUUCUCUGCGCCCCGUGUGUGGUGGAUGUUUCGGGUGUUCGGGCACAGCGCGGUCUCGUUGCUGACUGGGGGGCUCAGGAACUGGGAACUGGAGGGUCGACCGAUGAGCGACCACUACGUCAGACCAACACCAACCGAGUUUAAGGCCUCCCUGAACCGCUCCUGGAUCAAGACCUACGAGGAUAUCCUGGAUAACGUGGACACCAAAAAGUUCCAGGUGGUGGACGCCAGGCCUGCAGGCAGGUUCAAAGGACUGGACCCUGAACCCAGAGACAACACAGAGCCAGGCCACAUCCCUGGCUCCAUCAGCGUGCCCUUCCACUCCUUCCUGUCCCAGUCGGGUCACUUUCUGCCCAAGGAGCAACUCCAGGCUCUGUUCGCCCGGGCUGGCGUGGACCUCAGCCGUCCCAUUUGUGUUUUGUGUGGCUCGGCCGUGACUGCGUGUCACGUGGCGCUGGCGGCCCACGAGUGCGGCCACCCGGGUGUAUCUGUGUAUGAUGGCGGGUGGUCGGAGUGGUACACCCGUGCCGUGCCUGAGCAUGUCAUAUCUGAAGGACGAGGGAAACAUUUGUGAUUGGUUCACAGGAGGUGUGGUUGAUGAGUUGAGACUGGAUCAAACUAGUACUGGAUGAUGUUCUUUGCUUGUUUUUAUGUGCUAAAGUUUAAAGGAAUAGUUUACAUUUUGGGAACUUGCUUAUACCAUAUUUUGCUUUCUUGGCAAGAGUUAGAUGAGAAGAUGAAUACCACUCUCAUGUCUGUAUUCUGAAGCUAUGAAGCUACAGUCAGCAGCUGAUUAGCUUAGCAUAAAGACUGGAAACAAAGGAAGAACAGCUAUCUUGGCAAAAAUCAAAAAUCCACCAUCUUAUUGUUGCAGUUUUCCUUUGUCCCCAGUCCUUAUGCUAAGAUAAGCUAACCACCUGUCAUAUUUAGUGUAUAUGAGAGUGGUAUCGAUCUCCUCAUUUAAUUAUCAGCAAAAAAGUACAUUUUCCAAUAUGUCAAACUAUUCCUUUAACAUUUAACAGUUAUGGGUAAUGGCAGACAUGCAUCACUAAGGGACAUUUCUUUCAUUCCAAACACAUUAAUAGAUGACUUGACUUAAGAGUCAGCGAUAUGUGAACACUAAACUUUUUUAAACCAACAGUUUUGAAACUGGAAUAAGUUUGUUUACAGCUGCUUAUGUUGGAAUAAAACAGAGCUGCACUUUGAA